AAAAGUGAUUUUUUUUUUUUUUUUAAAGCCUUCGGAGUCUUCACAUCCAGUCACGUAUCAGUGGAAUAGGUAAAGUCACGAAUCAGUGGAAUAGGAUCAGUGCUGCCUUCUGUAGUGCAAUAGGCGGGUUUGGUUAAUGCUACUUUUCAGUUGGCUACUAUGAGCUUCACAGGUCCUUCUGUUGAUCCUGGUUGUAGAACUGUUGGAAGAGCACUUGAAUUUGGAAGAACCUAUGUGGUCAGGCCCAAAGGUAGCCAUCAAGCGACAAUAGUUUGGCUACAUGGCCUUGGCGAUAAUGGUUCAAGCUGGUCCCAGCUCCUAGAGGCUCUCCCGCUUCCAAAUAUUAAAUGGAUAUGCCCAACUGCCCCUACUCAACCAAUAACUAUAUUUGGUGGAUUUCCAUCAACUGCUUGGUUCGAUGUGGGAGACCUUUCAGAAGAUGCAUCAGAUGAUACAGAUGGAUUGGAUGCUGCUGCAGCACAUGUUGCAAAUUUGUUGUCAACAGAGCCUGCUGACAUUAAACUUGGUGUUGGAGGCUUCAGCAUGGGUGCAGCUGCCUCGCUCUACUCAGCAACCUGUUUUAUUCAUGGAAAAUAUGGAAAUGGCAAUCUGUAUCCUGCCAAUUUGAGUGCAGUUGUAGGACUUAGUGGAUGGCUUCCAUGUUCCAAGACUUUGAAAAGCAAAAUAGAAGGACAGGAUGAAGGUGCAAGACGUGCUGCAUCCUUGCCCAUUUUACUAUGCCAUGGCAAAGGUGAUGAUGUGGUUCCAUAUAAAUUUGGUGAGAAAUCCUCCCGAACAUUGAGUUCAAAUGGAUUUCGAGACAUGACAUUCAAAUCCUACAACAGGCUUGGUCACUAUUCAAUCCCUGAGGAGAUGGAAGAGGUCUGUGCUUGGUUAACUUCAAAACUGGGGCUUGACGGUCGAUCCACAUGAUGUUUUAAUGUGAAAAUGUUUUUCAUUAUUUGGAGCAAGAGAAAUGAAGAGGAGAAAUUAUUUAUAAGUUUCAAGUAACAAAAUGGAGCAAAAUUGUUCUGGUUAUGGGUUUCAUACAUGUUAUAGUGAUAAUUUGCGUGCCUUGUUAUUUCUCUUGUAGUUGAUAUUGCUUAAUUGGCUCUGGACUUGCUAGAACUGUGUGAUGAAACAUGAGAAUAUGUACUGAUUUGACCAUCAAAACUUGCAGUUUGGAAUAUUAUUGUUUGGAAUGCAAUAAUAUUGAUUUGAAA
Messenger RNA from Durio zibethinus, 1223 nucleotides. RefSeq lists its product as uncharacterized. NCBI's taxonomy places the organism in Eukaryota, Viridiplantae, Streptophyta, Magnoliopsida, Malvales, Malvaceae. The record is from RefSeq and is a predicted model, not a curated record. Gene Ontology annotation, molecular function: hydrolase activity.